AUGUCACUUGCCAACCGAGAGAAAAGCAAAAGCUUUAAUGUAGGUGACUACAUGAUAGUUUAUGAAGAAGUGAUGAAAAACAAUCUCGCGAGGGAAUGUUUCAGAGAUUAUCUUCAAAAUGUGGCAUGUAGUGAUGAGUCCAUUCUUUUUCUAGACGAAUACGAAAGAUACAAACAGGAAUAUUCUCGUGUAUUCGAUAUGAUACUAAACCAACCUAAUCUAUCCGAAAUUGACCAUCACUGUGGAGAAAUAUACGAUAUGGCUGAAGGUUUAAUGUACAAAUUUAUAAAACCAGAAAGUGAAAAGGAAUUAAACGUAGGAAAACCCAAGAUUGAUUUAUGGAAACGAUGGAAAGAUGAAAUUUCAUCAUGUUCAAUUCUAGAGUUUGAAUCUUUUCACAAAGUUUUUCAUGAUUUGGAUCCAAAUUUAUUAUUUCACGAUAUUGUAACAAGUGUCAACUUGGAUUUACGAAUUGAUCAAUUUCCAAGAUUUUCACGAUCUCCACAAAUUUACACUCUAUUAGAAAAACAAGGAGAAACAUUUACUAGAGCUAUAGCUGUUGAUAUUUCACGAGGUUAUCAUGUGGAUUUUAGAUUUAAACCAAAAGAUUUGGUAACUAAUUUGAUUUUUGAUAGAGAUUUGUAUUUUGCAUUUUCAUUGAUGGAAGAUUCGCCUGAUUGGCAAACUAUUGAAAAUAGCAAAAAGACACAAGCUCAAUUUUACUAUUCGAAAACACCCUAUGUAUUCGAAGAUCAGAAACAUAAGGGAAUGCACAUGUGUAAGGUGGUGUGUAAUUUUGAUUAUCCCCUUGAAGAUGUUUGGAAAGUUCUGAGACAUGUCAUUUCAUUGGACGAACCUGGACGAACAGUUUCGAAUAUUAGACAACUAGGCUAUAUACCACCAAAUUCUGAAAGAAAACCUCAAAUGAAUGUUGACGAAUCAGCAGAUCCAUCAGAAUACAAUACACUAGGCCUCACCUUCUCAACAUGUGAAUUAGAUUUCAAAGUUCCUGGCAUGAAGAAGAGAGAUAUUCCACACACUCAUACCACAAUCUACGACCAAGCACUGCAGGGCUACGUGAACGUUGGACACACAUCUUUCUUCAAUGGAUACGAAACACCAAAAGAUUGUGUCCAUGCAGAUCUCUUCAUUUUUUACUAUGUCUGUAAGAUUAGUCCAUAUCGUACUCGUUUCACACACAUUGUAUAUUCUGAUGGACAUUUACCUGCAGCCAUCAACAAGAUUGUAACAAUAACCAUGUGGAAAAAGAGAGCUCUCUAUUUUGAAAAGAUAUUUAACAAGAUACUGAAAGAUUUCACAGAUAAUGGAUCAAGAUUAAUACGAGAGGGAGAAUUGACUGAUUGUUUUGGCCUUGAUAAAAGUGCAAGAGAUAAUUUACAGGCAUUCCCUAAUAGAUCUUGGUAUGAAGAGUAUUUAAAGAUGUUGCAUACGAAAAAUCCAACUCCCGAAUCCGAAUCAGCCUCUGACUCUUUGAAUGACACAGUUUCACCCUAUUCUGCUCCUUCCUAUAGAAUUACAAUAACAGUUGUGGAGGGAAAAGGAUUUACUGGUGAUAGAGAUGCAUUUUGUAAAUUAUGUGUAAAUUCACCUAAUUGUUGUAUUCAAAAAACUAAAAGUAGAAAAACAGCAACACCACAAUGGAAUCAAGAAUUUACAUUUGAACCACUGUUUCGUAAUUCACCAAUGAUUAUUACAUUGUGGAAUAAUAACUUGUUGUCAAAAUCAGAAUUUCUUGGAUGUGUCCGAUUGAUUCCAAUGAGAAUAAUUAGAGAAGAUGUUCUAUUUGAUGAUUGGUUUGAAUUGGAACCACUCAAUACUCCUAGAUAUAGAAAUACACCAAUUAUUAAAGGAGGAAAAAUUAGAUUACAAAUUAAAUGGGAAAGAUUGAUUCAAAAAAUUGAAACAGCUCACUAUGGAUUUGAUGAACCAAUUGAAAAUUCACGAAUUAUUAGAGAUACAUCUGGAAAGGGUAUUCAUUUGCGUUUUAAAAAUUUAGAUACUUCAGAUAUUGAAAGUGCAGAAGGUGUUAAUGGAAGGAGUAGAUCUGCAUACUUUUCUGGUUUCAAUUACUUGGAAAGUAGUUAUAAUCCAACUAGAAAUUUAACAGAAUUUACAAUUAGUUUUUGGUUUAAAUGUCCUUCAAUAGAGAAGGAUUUUUCCAUGUUGAGUACAAUUACAAGUAACAAGACACUCAUCUUACAAGAAUAUAACAAUAAUAAUAUUCAUCAACUUUCAACAGAAUCAGCUGCAUCACAUUUAGAGAAAUUAUACACAUCCAAUGAAUCAUCAAGUCCAGUUAUUACAUUAUCUGCUCAACCAAUCACAUCAAACACUCAUUAUUUACCAUCUCCAAGAGGAGGAAAUCCAAAUCCAUUUUCAUUGAGUGUUGGUGGUCUGAGUGAUGAGAAGAAGAUUAGGAGAUUGAGCUUGAAUUCAUUAGCUGCUUUGAAUACAAGCUUCAGUUUAAAGAGAGGAUCUAAUUCUAAACAAGCUAAAAAGGAUUUAACUGAUGAGAGUAUAAUUUCAAAGAGUGGUUUCAGUUUAGGUACCAAAAAGAUUGAAUUUUAUGAUUGUAGAGGUCAAUCUCUUGUUACUGAAUUUAAAUUGAAACAAAAGUCAACUCCAAAUAUGACUCCUUCACUUGUACCAGAAUUACAAACUCCUACUAACUCUACUGCAGAUCCAAGAGUUGACUAUGAAGCAAUUUUUGCUGAUAUUCUUUCAUUAAUUAGUGAUAGUGAAGAGUGUUAUCUGACUUCAGAUGCCAGUCGAAGCAGUUUAAGUUUGAGAAUAUAUGAUGAACCAGAGGAAACAAGUGAAAGCUUCCCUCGAGAAGAACUCUUUGACAAGGAUGCUUGGAAUCAUGUUGCCUACGUCUACUCUGGUGAUAGAUUAAGAGAGUACAUCAAUAAUAUCCUUGUAGAGGAUCAAAAAUGUGAUUUUAGAAUUCUUGGUUGUGGUUUGAAUAGACUCUAUGUUGGUGCUUCAAAUGAUGAAUAUUGUUUUGAAGGUUUCAAAGGUUUUCUUGAUGAAAUCUCAAUUCACAACUAUGCAAUGAAUAAGAGUGAAAUUUCCAAAUUGUACAAAUUCAAAGAUAUACAAUAA
This is a messenger RNA of Naegleria gruberi, 3126 nucleotides long. Its product is annotated as protein kinase. The record is from RefSeq and is a predicted model, not a curated record. The coding region runs from base 1 to 3126 and encodes 1041 amino acids. Lineage: Eukaryota; Heterolobosea; Eutetramitea; Acrasida; Naegleriidae. The transcript has 5 exons.